AUGGGGCAUCCCCCGAAGAGUAAGCUGUCCAAGAAGUGUGGCUGUGGCAAAGUCUAUCGUCACAGAGGUUUGGCACAGCCAGGGUUCUCCUGGAGAACCGAGGGGUUAAGGCACCUAGCGCUAGGAUUUCCCGAAUCAGACAGAGAGCACUUGACCGGGCGGCGGGUGGGGAGUAUCUUUACUGCCGGUCAAACAGAGUUUUUGACGUGGGACCCCUUAGAAUCCGCUUCUAACAGUAUAUUUUCUGUUUUGAAGUUGGUGAUAUAUGCGGGGCCUAACACAAACAGUAGGAAGGUUGCUGAAUAUGGAGGCAAUACACUGGGAUAUGGCAGCCGUAGUGUCUUAGGAACUGGUUGGCCGAAAGACUUGGUGAAGGUGGAAGGAGAUACAGUCACCUUCUCCUUUGAAAUGAGAAGUGGCCGUGAACACAACACUCCUGAUAAAGCUAUGUGGGGCUUUGCUUGCACAGUUCGCGCUCAGGAGUCUUCGGAGGAUGUCUCAGGAGGCUUGCCCUUUCUGGUAGACCUGGCUUUAGGUCUGUCUGUGUUAGCUUGUUCCAUGUUAAGAAUCCUGUACAAUGGACCAGAAAUUACCAAAGAAGAAGAAACCUGUCAGGAGCUAUUGCGGUCCAAACUUUUACAAAGGUGCCAGUGGCAGGUGGAGGCCAAUGGCGUGAUCUCCCCUGCCCUUACUCCGAGCCCCUCUCCACUGCCACUGACCAUAGAGGAAGACAGAGAAUUCACCUACCCCUCUGACGUCCUCGUGCCUCCUGUUGGAAACUACUUUGAUCUGCCCCGGAUCAGGCUGCCUCCAGGAAUCAUGAUAAAGCUCAGGGAAAUUUCUGGGCGUGCUAGACCUCAAUUCAGACCAAGUAUAAAAGAAGUGAUUCAGCCAGACGUGAUGGAGGAAAUGGUGGUAUCUUGUGUUAUUAAGCACUUGAACUUGGUUGAUGCACUGCAGUCCCUAAUAAAUUUCCAAUAUCAAGAAGAACAUGCUGAGGAAUAUGAUUUAUUGUGUAAAAUUGUGGGAGAGACCUUUAAGAAACUCAAUGCCAUGGAGAGACAGCUGCAGAGUGUUGCAGAACUGGAACAAAAAUGGCAAAGUGAGGUUGAUGAUGCCAUACAGGGGAAACUGGAGAACAACAUGCCUUUCUUUUAUGAUUAUCAUUUUAAUGAGAACAAAAUGAAAGAGCUAGAACUUUUGUGUUCAAUGAAGGAAGUCUCCUUUGAUGGAAAUGAUCUUGAAAACAUGGUUCUGUCACUGAGGGAGAAGUUCCUACAAGAAGUGAAUUCUCUUAUUCAGAAACCUUCACACCCACUGGCUAAAACAAAGACGUUAGUAAAGAGUUUAAUGAACCGGGCUGAGCUGUUGCUGCAUGUCACCAUUGCUGCCCAGUCAAGCCUCACAAGGAGCAUUUCAGGGACCCCUGCAGAAACACCAGCUUGUAAAUCAGCUUCUGAAACAAAGGUGAUAUCUCAUGCUGUCCGACAGCCUGUUUUUCUUCGCAGCAUGUCUGCUCCUUCUGACCUGGAAAUGAUUGGUAAUGAAGAUUUGGAAUUUACUAGAGCAAAUCAGAGGCGUCGUCAUGUGACCAGCCACCGUAGCAGCUCCUUUACACUUCUGCAAUCGUUGGCCAUUGAGGACAGCAGGGACAAGCCUACCUACAGUGUCUUGCUGGGGCAGCUAUUUGCUUUCAUUGGCACCAACCCUGACCAAGCUGUGUCUAGCAGCAGCUUUCUUUUAGCUGCACAGACAAGGUGGCGACGGGGAAACACUCGCAAGCAGGCCCUGGUGCACAUGCGGGAGCUGCUGACGGCUGCUGUACGGGUUGGAGGAGUGACGCAUCUUGUAGGUCCCGUGACAAUGGUCCUUCAGGGCGGCCCCAGAAUUGAAGAACUCACAUGUGGUGGAAUGGUUGAGCAGGUCCAAGAAGCCUUCGGCGAGACCAUGACCUCUGUCGUGUCUUUGUGUGCUCGCUACCCUAUAGCUUGUGCAAAUAGCAUUGGGCUCUUGUGUACCAUACCUUACACCAGGAGCGAAGAGAAGUGUCUGGUACGCAGUGGCCUUGUUCAGCUCAUGGAUCGUCUGUGUAGCUUGAGCAGUCAAACUGAGUCCAGCUCCAGUGAGAAACAAACCAAGAAGCAGAAGGUAGCCACCAUGGCCUGGGCUGCCUUCCAGGUGCUUGCUAACCGCUGCGUUGAGUGGGAAAAAGAAGAAGGUGGCUCCACAGAGGCUGUGCACUCAGGUCUGGCCCGCCAGGUGUCCAGCCUUCUCACUAACCAUCUUGCCCGAGCAACUGAGUGCUGUGGCAACCAGGCUGCUGGGAACGAUGCUCUCCAGGAUGUCCUUAGUCUUCUCAAUGAUCUCUCAAGGAGUCACAUAGGUAAAGCCAUCCUGAGCCAGCCAGCUUGUGUGUCCAAACUCCUCUCCCUGCUGCUUGACCAACGCCCAUCUCCAAAGCUGGUCCUUAUUAUUCUUCAGCUGUGCCGGGCGGCGCUGCCACUGAUGAGUGUAGAAGACUGUGGAAAUGUGGAGCUCCCACCUUGGAGCUACUCCGUCCCCUCCUUAAACAGUGAGCAGGAGGAUCCCAGUGACCCAGCUUCCAAGAUUGCCUCCUUACUCUUGGCCAAGCUAGCAGAUUAUGUGGUUCCAGGAUGUCAGACAGUUCUUUCUCCAACUGCUUCUGAGCCUGACACCACGUUGACGAAAACCAGUCCCAAGAAUUCCUUAAAAGGAGAUAAAGAUCCUGGAGAAGAGAGUGAAGCAGUGGAUGGCAAGCUUUCUAUAUUCAUCCACAAGCGGGAAGACCAGUCAUCCCAUGAAGUCCUCCAACCAUUACUAAGUAGCUCAGAAGGACGGCCCUUCCGACUUGGUACUGGUGCCAACAUGGAGAAAGUUGUGAAGAUGGAUCGAGACAUGACCAAGGGUGGCUGUUGCGAAGUGAUUACAGAAGAGGCUGCAGCUGCCCUUCGGAAAGCAACUAAGUGGGCACAGUCGGGCCUCAUUGUCAGUGUUGGGCCACCUGUGGAAUCCGUCAACCCAGAGACUGUGAGUGGAUUAUCCACAGGUGACAAAAAGAAAACUGCCCAAACCUCCAUUUGCCGAGAGAGGAACUCUGAACUUGCAAGGACUGAUCCAGUCCGACCCUUCAUCAGUGGGCACGUGGCAAACAGCAUGGCUGCAGAAGUGAUCGCCUUGCUACAUAGCUUGCUAAUGGCCCCCGAAUCAAAUGCUGCUCAAAUAUGGACCACAACAGCAGAAAAGGUUCUGUCUCGGGCUCUGAUGUACAUUCCGCAAUUGGGGAAAUAUGCAGAAAGCAUUUUGGAAAACGGCAGCAGCAGUGGAAGGAAACUUGCCAAACUUCAGAGAAUUGCACGCCAGGCUGUUGCCGCACUGUGUGCACUUGGAGGCUUCAAAGAGACAAUCAAGAUAGGAUCUGAAGUUCAGGUUUUAGGUAGAGGAAUAUCAGGAAGCAUUGGAGUGGUGGCUUCUAUCAAUGAACAGGAAGGUAUAGCUACAGUCAGAUUCCCACCCAUAGACUGUAGAAAGACUUCGCAAGCGUCAGACACACUGACUAUUCCAUUGUCUAGACUUUGUGUUCCAAGAUCAGAGGCAUUGCCUCUUCAUAAACUGUCCAUUACUGAGAAGGUAGUACAGGCAGUCCAGUCCAUGUUGCUUCCUCAGGAGGGAAGUCUCUCUAUUCACACCUCACUUCCUGCAACAGGAGAUGGGUCAGCUCCUGUGAUGGCAGUCGUUCGGCUCCUGGCUGAAAUAAGGACAAGAGCAUGCCUGGUCAUGGCCCAGCUUUUAGAAGACAGCUUAUUUUGUGAAGAAUUCAUACAGCAAUGUCCAGCAGCUGUUGAAGUUCUUAACCUAGUAGCCCAGGAGUGUAGUGCUGGAGAGCGACUUGCAGUUGUGGAGGUGCAGUGUGAACGCCUGAGGAUGCUCUACCGGGACUGUGCUCGGCCCCCACCGCCUCCCCUGCAAGCUGACCGGAGACAGCCCAAAGAGAUCACCUGGAGCCCCUCGCGAGUGUUCCCGCCGGUUCGAGCCUGCAUGUUCUCCUCUCACCUCACCUCGGUCACCUUCCUGGCUGACCCCAGUGCUGGGGGGGGUCUGCCCCGGGGCACCUUUAUCUAUGCUACAUCACCACUGCCCAUUCAGGCCCCGUCUUUUUACUGGGAAAUUGAAAUUGUUUCCUAUGGAGAUACUGAUGACGACACCGGACCGAUAGUUUCCUUUGGCUUCGCUACAGAAGCAGAGAAACGAGAUGGGGCUUGGACUAACCCAGUGGGCACUUGUCUUUUCCAUAACAAUGGCCGAGCUGUGCACUACAAUGGCUCUAGCUUGUUGCAGUGGAAGAGCGUUCGGCUAGACGUGACUCUCUCUCCUGGUGAUGUAGCAGGAAUUGGCUGGGAGAGAACCGAGGGCACUCCACCCCCUCCAGGGCAGCCAGCCAAAGGCCGGGUGUACUUCACAUACUGCGGACAACGCCUCUCACCAUAUCUUGAAGAUGUCUCUGGUGGCAUGUGGCCGGUGGUUCACAUUCAGAAAAAGAACACCAAAACUCGAGCUAACUUUGGCUCCCGGCCAUUUGCCUAUGCCGAAGGGCAGGCCCACCGCAAUGCCGCCGACCUGUGCACCGACCUGGCAGAAGAGAUCAGUGCUAACUUCGAGGCCCUGCCCUUCGCCAUGGCAUCUGACAGUGACAACGAUGCUGGUACCAGUAUUGCAUCAGACCCAGGCACUCAUGGACCACCAUGCCGGAUCGCUGCCGUGGCCACUGCUCAGCAACAAUAUGAUAGUGAUACCUCCUGUCAUUAUAAAGUCGAGCUCAGCUAUGAGAAUUUCAUCACCUCUGGCCCAGACCCUCACCCGCCUCCCAUUGCAGACGAUGAAAGCGAUGAUGAUGAUGAUGAUGACAUCCCACAGGAGGACCAUUAUGCUCUGCUGGUGAAAGCAUGGGAGACCAAGGUCUUUCCUACCAUCCGAAGACGCUUCCGCAAUGAAGCAGAGCGGAAAUCGGGCCUGGACCAGAUAAAGGGUGCUUUACAACUAGGUAUGGUGGAUAUUGCCCGGCAGACGGUUGAAUUUCUCUAUGAGGAGAAUGGUGGCAUCCCAAGAGACCUUUACCUUCCCACCAUCGAAGACAUUAAAGAUGAAGCAAACAAGUUCACAAUUGAUAAAGUUCGAAAAGGUCUCACGGUAGUAACCCGCUCUCCAGACAGCAAUAACGUGACCAGCAGUGCUGUUGGAACUGCUCUGCCAAAGUUUGCUAUCCGAGGGAUGUUGAAAACCUUUGGGCUUCAUGGAGUUGUCUUGGAUGUUGAUUCAGUGAAUGAAUUGGUGCAGGUAGAAACAUAUCUCCGCAGUGAAGGUGUCCUGGUGCGAUACUGGUAUCCUAUUGAUAUGUUGGAAAGGCCCCCAGCAGGCUAUCGAAGGACUGCCACCAAUGGGUUGGUCACACUGGACAAUACCAACCUUCAAAUCCACAGAGAGCUGCUGCGCUGCGAGGCUGCGCUGGCCAGGCUGUACUGUCGCAUGGCCCUGCUCAACAUCUUCGCCCCCAAGCUGCCUCACUUGUUUACCCGUCUUUUCCACAUCCCUGCCAUCCGGGACAUUACCCUGGAGCACCUGCAACUGCUGUCCAAUCAGCUCCUCGCUCCUCCCCUCCCAGAUGGCACCAUCAGCUCCAGCUCAAUUCUCCUGGCACAGUCUCUACAGCAUUGCAUACAUUCCCAGAACUGCUCCGCCACAGACCUGUUUUACCAGGGCAACUCCCAGACAGUGAGAGAGUGGCUUAAUGUAGCCAUCACCAGGACCCUGCACCAGGGCGAGGAGAGCCUUCUGGAGCUGACGAAACAGAUCUGCUCUUUUCUGCAGACAGCACCAGAGCAGUUCCCCUCUGAAGAGUUCCCAAUUUCUGAGUCCAAAGUCAAUAUGGAUGUUAAUUUCCCCGGGGCGGCUUUUGUUGUUGUGUCUUGCAAAGAAAGUCAGUCUGGAUUCCGGAAAGACUCUUCUCUGUACAAGGCGCCGUGGGCACGGGUGCUUGUGUACGGGCUCGGCCACAAGGUGAAGCGAAACGGCCAACUGAACCUUAUCGAGGCGGCCUGUUACCCACGGGACGCAUCCCCAGCCAACACUGGACUUGCACCUCCCCCCACUGCUGACCAGUACCCUUCUGUGGUCCUCUCCACAGACAGGGUCCACAUCAAACUGGGGGUGUCGCCACCUCCCGGAGCUGUGCUGGUGUUACAUUCUCUGCCCCUGGAGUUCCCACUGGCCAUGGCCUUCGCAGAGCAACUGCUCUCCUGGAAAGCAGAGGACAGCGAAGGGAAAUCAGAAGAUGAGCCUGACACCAUUCCGACAUCCGUGCUCCUGCAGGUUGUGGAGCUGCUAGGAAACUUCCUGUGGACCACGGACAUGGCAGCCUGCGUGAAGGAGCUCGUCUUCCAUCUCCUAGCGGAGCUCCUGCGUACAGUGCACGUCCUGGAACAGAGGAGGCAUCCCGCUGGCCUGUCCUCCUCCAUCGCCCUCCAACUGAACCCCUGUCUGGCUAUGUUGAUGGCCUUGCAGUCAGAGCUCCACAAGCUGUAUGAUGAGGAGACCCAGAGCUGGGUCUCAGGAAGCACCUGCGGAAGCUCUGGGGCAGCUGUGGCCGGUGACCAGGGCAGGUUCUCUACAUAUUUUCAUGCACUCAUGGAGGGCUGCCUAGCAGUGGCCGAAGUGACCCUGCCCACCAACAUGAGUGUCACUGCCAGCGGGGUGACCUCAACAACUGCCCCGAACCUCAGUGACUCAUCCUCCUCCUCCUCGUCCUCCCCGGGACAGACCCCACAGAGUCCCAGCCUCCUGUCCAAGAGGAAAAAAGUCAAGAUGAAGCGGGAAAAGGCCUCCUCCUCAGGGAAGCGCCAGUCCUCUCGCACGGUGGACUCAGACCCUACCAUGCUCAGCAUCGGUGGCAGCAAGCCCGAGGACAUGCUGUGGUUCCAUCGCGCUCUCACCUUACUUAUCAUCCUCCGGCACCUCACCCGGAAGGACCCCCAGGGGCUGGGCGUGACCAGCGACGCCAUCACUGAUGCCUGUCAGGCCCUUGUGGGCCCCACUGCCCACAGCCGUUUGCUGGUGAUCUCUGGGAUCCCCACCCACCUAGAUGAGGGCAUCGUCAGAGGAGCUAUCCGCAAGGCCUGCAAUGCCCAUGGCGGGGUCUUCAAAGACGAGAUCUACAUCCCACUGCAGGAAGAAGACCCCAAGAAACCGAAAGACAAGGCUGAGGGUGGUGAUGGGAAAGCCGAGCCAGAGAAGACCCUGAGCUUUCCUGGCACAGACAGCUUGGAGGUCAGCUCGUCCAGCAGCCUGACCCCCGCCAUGAGCAUCAGUGCAUCUGCCUCUACCAGCCAGGCCUCCAUUUGCAGCUCUCAGGGCAUCUCGCAGACAAUCAGUGACCUUUCUGUGGACCCACUGCCCUCAGGCCUCGAGCUGCCUAUCCCGCCAGGCCUGCUGGAGCCCCAUGUGGUGUCCAGUCAAGAGAGCCUGGACAUUUCCCUGUGCAGCACCGGCAGCCUGGGCAGCCUGGGCAGUCUGGGGGAGCCUCUGGACAAUGCAGAGACAGCCUCGGUGUCGGACAUGGGCUCCAUGUACACAGUCACUUCCCUGGACAAUCAGCCCCUUACGGCACGCCCCAUCAAAGGCUUUGCAGUUGUGGAGAUAAGAUCCCGAGCCAAAAUCGAGAAAAUUCGAGCAAGCUUGUUUAACAAUAAUGAUUUGAUUGGUUUGUCAAGUUUGGAUGGUGAAGAUGAAUUGAUGGAAAUGUCAACAGAAGAGAUUCUCACUGUAUCUGUAGUAAAUCAGAGUUUGUUUGAUACUCAAGGGAGCCCAGGGUUAGAAGAUUAUUUCAAUGAUAAGUCCAUUAAAGGGGAGAAGCUGGUGCCCGGGGCCAGAGAGGUUCUGACGGAAAUAUUUAAGAGCUGUGCCCAUUCAGAGCAGACGCUGAGCCUGACACCAGCGAAGCCCAUCAGAGUCUCUGACAUUUACCUUAGCAAAGAGCAGAUCAACUCCCAGACCCCAGGCAACCUCCUCCACCUCUUCUUCACCAAUGUCCGGCCUCCAAAAAAGGUGCUGGAGGACCAGCUCACCCAGAUCCUGAGAAAGUAUGGCGUGCCAAAGCCCAAGUUUGACAAGAGCAAGUACAGCAAAGCUGGGAAGGAGCAGCACCCUGUGAAAGUGGUGAGCACCAAGCGGCCCAUCACCAAGCCGCCCACCAAGGACAAGGCUGUGCUCAACAGUGUCAGCAGGACUGCUCUAAGUGAGAAGAAACCCACUGUGAAGCCAAAGUCACCAGAAAAGAGCAAACCAGAUGAAAAGGACCCAGAAAAGUCACCCACCAAAAAACAAGAAGUCCCAGAGGAAAAAUAUCUGACCUUGGAAGGAUUUCACAAAUUUGUUGUUGACCGAGCCAAGCAAGACAUCCGUAGCGUCUGGAGGGCGAUUUUGUCCUGUGGUUAUGAUCUUCAUUUUGAGAGGUGUGCCUGCAUCGAUGUCCGACAUGCACAGAAGGCCUCCAGGAAGUGGACUCUGGAGAUGGAUGUGGCACUUGUGCAGUACAUCAACCGGCUGUGCCGCCACCUUGCCAUCACACCGGCACGGCUCCAUCCCCAUGAGGUGUACCUGGACCCCGCAGACACGGCUGACCCCAGAGUGGCCUGUCUCUUGAACGUGCCCGUCGAGAGUCUGCGCCUGCGCUUCGCCCUGCUACAGUCCCUCAACACCAUGCUGGAGACCUUCUUCCUGCCCCUGGUGGAGCUGCGCCAGACGCCCAUGUACACCCACAGCAUUGCCGCCCUGCUCAAGGAGGCCAAAGGACUGAUCUUCUAUGACACGAAGGUGACCGUGAUGAACCGUGUGCUGAAUGCCACCGUGCAGAGGACAGCAGACCACGCGGCACCUGAGAUCACCCUGGACCCGCUGGAAAUUGUGGGAGGGGAAAUCAGAGCUUCUGAAAAUUCCUACUUCUGCCAGGCUGCUAGGCAGCUGGCCUCAGUGCCGUCGUCUCAGCUCUGUGUCAAGCUGGCUAGCGGUGGUGACCCCACGUAUGCCUUCAACAUCCGCUUCACCGGCGAGGAGGUCCAUGGCACCAGUGGCUCUUUCCGCCACUUCCUGUGGCAAGUGUGCAAAGAGCUGCAGAGCUCCUCACUGUCGCUCCUCCUGCUGUGUCCCAGCUCGGCUGUCAACAAGAACAAGGGCAAGUACAUCCUGACCCCCAGCCCCAUCACCUACGGGGAGGAGCAGCUGCUGCACUUCCUGGGGCAGUUGCUGGGGAUCGCAAUCCGCGCAGAUGUGCCUCUGCCCCUGGACCUCCUGCCCUCCUUCUGGAAGACGCUGGUGGGUGAGCCCCUGGAUCCUGACCAGGACCUCCAGGAGGCAGACGUCCUCACCUACAAUUACGUCAAGAAAUUCGAGAGUAUCAACGACGAGACUGAGCUGGAGGCCCUUUGUGCCGAGAUCGCUUCCCAGCACCUGGCCACCGAGAGCCCUGACAGCCCCAACAAGCCCUGCUGCAGGUUCACCUACCUGACCAUGACGGGCGAGGAGGUGGAGCUCUGCAGUCGGGGGCGGCACAUCCCUGUGGCGUGGGAGAACAAGGACAUCUACGCGUCGGCCAUCCGGAGCCUGCGGCUGCGGGAGCUGCAGAACGUGGAGUGUGUGACAGCUGUGCGGGCUGGCCUGGGCUCUAUCAUCCCCCUGCAGCUACUGACCACGCUCAGCCCGCUGGAGAUGGAGCUGCGCACCUGCGGCCUCCCUUACAUCAACCUCGAGUUCCUGAAGGCCCACACCAUGUACCAGGUGGGGCUGAUGGAGACAGACCAGCACAUUGAGUUCUUCUGGGGAGCUCUGGAAACGUUCGCACAGGAGGAACUGUGCAAGUUCAUCAAGUUCGCCUGCAACCAGGAGCGCAUCCCGUUCACCUGCCCCUGCAAAGAUGGGGGCCCCGACACGGCGCAUGUGCCCCCAUACCCCAUGAAGAUCGCCCCCCCGGAUGGCACUGCAGGUUCCCCCGACUCACGCUACAUCCGAGUGGAGACCUGCAUGUUCAUGAUCAAGCUUCCCCAGUACUCCUCUCUGGAAAUCAUGCUGGAGAAGCUCCGUUGUGCCAUUCACUACCGCGAAGACCCCCUGAGUGGCUAAUGGGAGAGAGCCCCGAGUUAGGCUGUCACCGAGGCACCACUCUGCCAGCUUGGGAAGCCUGCCACUGCGGCACGUCCCUUCAGGGCCCUGCGUGAGGAGUUGGCAACAUUUUGCUUUCCCGAACUUUCGUCCACGAUCCAGGGCCUCCUGGAAGACUUAACCUUUUGUAUGUGUACGUUUCGUGAUGGGUUGGUUCUUUUGCUGCCUGUUUGUGGUCUAUUUGUAGGAUAGUUUAGUUCCCAGACAGUUUGUGUCUAAUUUGAUCUUCCUGAACAUUGUCCCUCGCGGCCACCAGAUGCUGGUUCCUCAUCACAGAACCACCAGCGGGAAGCUGGGAGUGGGUGGGCCUCGGCCACGCAGUGCCCAUUUUUCUGCAUAGCAUCUCCACACACACGCCUGUGGCCAGCCCCGCCCUCCUGCCUCGAGCUGGAGUUUGCAGCUCCUGCAGGCCUCCUUCCUCCUCGAGAUGGUUGGGCCAGCUGCCCAAAUGUGCAGGACACACAGGGAGCUGUGUGUGUUCAUGUUCUGCUUUAGAACUUGCUCAUGGUCUUGGUGUUUCUGAGGAAAAGCCCACAGUGGUUCCCCUGCCCCUCCCACCCCACAACCCUACCUGCUGUUUGUCACUUCUGGGCCUGGUCUGGUGGCUUGCCCCUGAGGACUCCUCGGGAGAAGACUCAAGUGUUCAUUCCUGACCUUAGUUCAUAGGAUCAGGCUGGGUGUGUCCCAACUGUAGGAGGUGAGAGGACACCCGGAGUUGAGGACAGUGCUCAAGUGGAGCCUUUUCCAAGACUGACUGAACAGGAAAGCAUGGCUCAAGCCCACCCCACUGUUGUGCUCAAAAACAGCCCAUCCUCACUGCAGUGACAUGAGGAACAAAGUAGAGGGCCACGUCUCUGCUUUUAGAAGAGCUGACUGAGGUGCUCUGCUCAAUUCGGGGUCUGCUUUAGUGACACAGACCUUCACGUCCAACUGGAAACUCCAAGGGGGCCCAUCUGCUUCUCUGGCUGGACCCACCCAGCAUCCCCUCACUGCCCACGUAAGUGUGUGUGCCAGGGCUCACCCACUGCCCCAGUGCAUUUGUGCCCCAAAUAGGUCUUUGUCCAAUGGUAGUUUGUUCAUGAGCAGCACAUGCCAUCUUGUUGGACACUGUCAUGGGCCUUGCCAGGUCUCACAGAACUGCAUCACUGUAUUUAUUGUAUAAUAUUGUGAAUAUUGGGAGCUCUGAGUGAGUGCUGUCUAGAAGGUUUUGGAGUGUGGAUGCUGGUUGAGAAAGAUGUGCCCUGGCCUGCUGGAAAGAUGUGUGGGUUUUUGAGUUAGAGCCGUUAGCAUUCAUCUCCUUCCUGUUAUUCUUAGGAAAUGUGUUAAGGACCAUUGUAGAAGAUUCCUUGACCUGAGGAUGAGAUUAACCUAGGAUUAAUCGUGACAGCUGCAUCAGUUACAUUUGGUGCAAGAGUCACCUCUGGAAGUGAGUGUCCGCAAGCAGUACCCCUGCUUUGAAAGGAAGAUGGUCAGCCCACUGCCUCCCCAGGGGCCACCGCCCCCUUGACCAGGAGUGGAGGGACGGUGUCACAUCCAAGAUGUAUUCCUAACAAGGAUCCUCUUAUUUCUGCAUAAUGAAAGAAGAGCCUUUGGGUUUAUUAGAAGUGGUUUUUCUUCCUUGUAUCUUUACAUUCUGGAUUCCCUCCCGUCCUCAUCCCCUGAAUGGACUUGUCAGCUACCUCCCCAAGAGGGGUUAAGGAAACUUCUAUUGGCCAUCACUUGAUUAGAUGACAGUUGUGAGUAACAUAUCUGCUGCUAACACGGCUGCUUCUCCCAGAGAGCACAUUGAAGUCCAGACAGAUCUAAACCUUGGCCCUAAAGAAAUGUGUGCUGUAAAGUUACUUGAUGUAUAUUUAUUAUAAUUAUUUAUGGUUGCAUUUAACAAACUUUUCAUUCAAUCCGAUGCUAUUUACACCAUGCUGUGUAAAGGAAGCUCACUACAGGAAAAAAAAUCACACCAAUAAAUAACCUUCAUCUAAUUUUGAUUUACCUUAA
This is a messenger RNA of Carlito syrichta (Philippine tarsier), 12219 nucleotides long. RefSeq names its product HECT domain E3 ubiquitin protein ligase 4 (gene HECTD4). The transcript has 56 exons. Lineage: Eukaryota; Metazoa; Chordata; Mammalia; Primates; Tarsiidae. Gene Ontology annotation, molecular function: ubiquitin-protein transferase activity. The coding region runs from base 1 to 10185 and encodes 3394 amino acids. The record is from RefSeq and is a predicted model, not a curated record.